This is a messenger RNA of Hordeum vulgare subsp. vulgare (domesticated barley), 1592 nucleotides long. RefSeq names its product aspartyl protease family protein At5g10770-like. NCBI's taxonomy places the organism in Eukaryota, Viridiplantae, Streptophyta, Magnoliopsida, Poales, Poaceae. The coding region runs from base 29 to 1420 and encodes 463 amino acids. Gene Ontology annotation, biological process: proteolysis. The record is from RefSeq and is a predicted model, not a curated record. The transcript has 2 exons. Gene Ontology annotation, molecular function: aspartic-type endopeptidase activity.
GUGUCAAUCAAGCAUUGCAGUGUGUUGAAUGUGUGUCCCAAGAAGCAUCGCAGCCAUGAAGAUAACGAAGACACUUGCCCUCUGCACAUUCUAUUUCUACGCUGCCUCAUUUACGAACCAUUUUGCCGUCUCCUUGGACAUGGACUGCGGCAAUGUGUGGAGGACAGGUAACUUGGACCAACCCAACAGCCCGAGCACGUCGACGAUUCGUCUUACGAUUCUCCACCGGGAGCACCCGUGCGCCCCUGCCUCCAAGCGGCCGGUGCGCCGCUCUCCUUCAGCGCUCCAGGAGUACCACACCCGCGUCCGCCGCCUGGCCAACCGGCUAUCCAGCUGCCCUGCAGACGAGGCCACUGCCUCCGGUCUGAUCUUCGCCAACGGUGUUCCCUGGGACUACUACAGCUACGUGACCCAGGUCCAGCUCGGGACGCCGGCCAAGACUCACAACGUCUUGGUCGAUACGGCAUCUUCCUUGUCUUGGGUUGGAUGUGAGCCCUGCAUCAACGCAUGCCUCAUUCCAACCUUCAACCCCAACGCGUCCUCCACGUACAAGGUGGUAGGGUGCGGCUCGGCGCUGUGCAACGCAGUCCCUUCAGCCACCAUGGCUCGCAAAAGCUGCAUGGCGCCAACUGAGGGGUGCUCAUACCGCCAGUCCUACCAUGAUUAUUCCUUGUCAGUAGGGGUGGUGAGCAGUGAUACUCUCACGUAUGGGUUGGGCAGCCAAAAGUUCAUCUUUGGUUGCUGCAACUUGUUCCGUGGCGUUGGAGGCCGGUACUCAGGGAUACUUGGCAUGUCGGUGAACAAGUUCUCUCUCUUCUCCCAGAUGACUGUUGGCCACCGUUACAGAGCCAUGUCCUACUGCUUCCCUCAUCCCCGCAACCAGGGGUUCUUGCAGUUCGGGCGGUAUGAUGAACACAAAAGCUUGUUGAGGUUCACACCGCUGUACAUCGACGGGAACAACUACUUCGUCCACGUGUCAAACGUCAUGGUCGAAACAAUGAGCCUCGACGUCCAGUCAAGUGGGAACCAGACAAUGAGGUGCUUCUUCGACACCGGGACGCCGUACACUAUGUUACCCCAAAGCUUGUUUGUCAGCCUCAGUGACACGGUGGGUAACUUGGUCGAAGGGUAUUAUCGAGUCGGAGCAUCGACCGGGCAGACCUGCUUCCAGGCUGAUGGUAACUGGAUAGAGGGGGAUCUCUACAUGCCGACGGUGAAGAUUGAGUUCCAAAACGGUGCUAGGAUCACCUUAAACUCAGAGGAUUUGAUGUUCAUGGAGGAACCCAACGUGUUUUGCCUAGCGUUCAAAAUGAAUGAUGGUGGCGACAUCGUCCUCGGAAGCAGGCACCUCAUGGGAGUCCACACGGUGGUUGACCUAGAGAUGAUGACGAUGGGCCUCCGAGGUCAGGGAUGCAACUAGUGCGUAACGGAGCGGGAUGUACCUAACAAUAUACUGCUAGUUAUGUUCUUUUUCAGGCAUAUUCUCUUGUAAGGCCACAGCCCUUAUAAAUUUGUCAGUGUCAAAUCAUGCACCAUUUCGUGUGUUUCUUAGUUUUCUCAAGCACUCUUAAGUAAUGUAAUAUCGUUGCCCC